AGAGCUGUAUUUGUGACUAAUUCACAAGAGGUGUAUAAAUAAGGGUAAGAUUUUCCUUUAAUUCUCUGUUUAAUUUCAAUUGUAUCUAUAAAAAUAACUUACAUUUGUGAGUUUAUUUGAAAUUUAACCAUGAGUUACCUGUCAGACGAAGAAUCAAGACAAGCAAAGACAAUUGCUGCUGAAAAUAAUUCACAAAUUAUUAAAUCUUUUGAACAAGAUGAAGAAUCUUGUGUUGCUGUUGAGGAGGUUAAUGUAAAGGAACUUGAUAAAGUUUACCGUCGGUUGGAUUAUAGAAUUAUCCCUGCUUUAUGGUGUCUUUAUUUCCUUACUUCAUUUGGUUCUAGUGCUUAUGGUCUUACCUUAACUAUGAAUAAGGAAGUUGGCCAUUCUCUUACUCAAUCAUUGAAGCUUUCCAGUCAUCACACUGCUACUGCCCUGGCUCUUUAUUAUGUUGGUUAUAUUCUCUUUGAUGUACCUAUGAACCUUGUCAUGACCAAGGUUCACCCUCAAACUUGGCUUUCGAGAAUUGUGAUCACUGUUGGUUUUGUUUAUGCUUGUUAUUCGGUUCUUCACAAUGCUGGUGGUCUUAUUGCUGCUCGUUUCAUUAGUGGUUUGGUUGGUGCUGGUACUUGGCCAGGUAUGAGUUAUUAUAUUUCCCUUUGGUACCCUAAUGAUAGACUGACCAGACGUAUUGGGUACUAUUUCACUGCUGCACAAAUUUCAGCUGCUGUUGCAGGGUUGGUUAGUGCCGGUUUCCAAAAAAUGGAUGGUAUGAGAGGCUAUAUGGGCUGGCAAUGGAUGUACUUGGUUUAUGGAACUGUCACUGUGUGUGUUGGUAUUUCAUUGUUAUGGUGGUUGCCAGAUAGGCCAUUUGCUAAGCCAAGUGAGUCCACUAACAAGUUUAAACAAUUUUACUUUACUUUCUUCAAAUCCCCACAUCCAUUAAGUGGAACCCAAAGAGAAUUGCAUAGAAAGGAUCUUGAACACAGAUACAAGCUUUUGAAAUGGACUUGGAAGGAUGUUUCACUCAUCAUCACUGACUUGCGUAUUUGGCCAAUCAUUAUCAUGUAUUUUGGAGUUGUUGGUACUGGGUUUGGUUUAGCUGUGUUUGGAUCAACAAUUAUUGCCGUAAACAAUCCACGCUUGUCCUCAAUUCAGGUUUCGUUAUUGUAUGCUCCAAUCUGGUUAUUUGACCUUGGUGGAAUCUUGAUCCUUACCCCAUUUGCUGACAAAUACAAGAGAUUUCGUGCUGCUAUUUUCAGUGGUGCCUGUUUAAUUAUUAUGACUGGGAUGUUUGUUACUACAUUUGCUCAUGGAUCUUGGAACAAAUAUGCAGGAUUGUUGAUUGCAGGAUUUGGCUUAGGUCCAACCGUCCCCAUCUGUAUGUCUUGGAGUGCCGAGAUUUUCCAACCGCGUUAUGGAGAUGUUGGUACUGCUGUCAGUGCCGCUUUAGUCAGUGGUUUGGGUAAUUUAGGUUCGGUUACUGCUACAUAUGCAUUGUACCUGGGAUGGCCUGCUGAUGUUCCCAGAUUAUUCAAGUACUCCAAUAUGAUGUUGGUGGUUAUGUUGGGUGUGAGUAUAAUUGCAUCGGGAGUUUGUCACUUAAUUAGAAACAAGGUGAGACAAUAGUAAAGAGAGGUCAAUUGCUUAGUUGUAUCUACAUAAAUUACGUUGAACUUGUAAAAAGGAAAUAUUAAUAAACGUUUUGCAUAUAUGA
Messenger RNA from Spathaspora passalidarum NRRL Y-27907, 1717 nucleotides. RefSeq lists its product as uncharacterized. Bases 130 to 1629 code for a protein of 499 amino acids. The record is from RefSeq and is a predicted model, not a curated record. Gene Ontology annotation, biological process: biotin import across plasma membrane. Gene Ontology annotation, molecular function: solute:proton symporter activity; dethiobiotin transmembrane transporter activity; biotin transmembrane transporter activity. NCBI's taxonomy places the organism in Eukaryota, Fungi, Ascomycota, Pichiomycetes, Serinales, Debaryomycetaceae. The transcript has a single exon. Gene Ontology annotation, cellular component: membrane.